CGCGCCCGAUCAGUAACCAACGCCGAUAAAACACCUAGAUAUCCUUUUCCACCUCCAAAAUGUGGCUCCUCAAACUGCUCGAGUAUUGUCUCGGUCGCCUCCUCUUCCAACGCCGCGGCUACGAUGCGGACUGUCUCUUCAACACUCACGCCUUCAGAAACCAUCCCAAGCCGACCAUAUCCAUCUCAUCGCCCGACUGCGGCGCAUCGGGCGCACAGCUGAGCAGCGAAUACUCCAAGUUUGGCAGUGGGCGCAUUCCCUCGCUGACCUGGCCUCGCGCAGCCCCGAACGUCAAGGAGUACCUUCUCUUAUCAGAAGAUCCAGAUGCUCCGCUAGGCCACGCCAACGUGCACGGUAUCUAUUGCUUCAUCCCGCCGACUGUUACUUCGCUUUCUCCGUCCGAUUUGGAGCUUGUGAAGGAAGAGGGUGGCGUGAAGGUGAUCAGGAGUGGGUGCACAGUUGGGAAGAACCGACGGAAUGCUGUGUACAUCCCUCCACGGCCGCCGCUGGGUCACGGUCCGCACCGGUAUUUCUACGAGCUGGUCGCGCUGAAUGAGAAGCUGGAUCCUGCGACGAUGAGCAAGGUGCCGACAAAGGAGGAGGUCGCGAAGGCUAUUGAGGGGAAGGUGGUGGAGUGGGGAAUGUGAGAAGCGACGUUUGAGAACCGGUGGUGAGAUGGGGAUGUUGGCCAUCCUGCUAAUAAACCCUACGCAAGGGACGCAUCAAUUGUACGUUGCUACCUUCCAUAGCAAUCCUGGCGAGAUCGCAGAUGCACAUAGGGCAUUUAGAGAGCUCGUGCAAGCGCAAAAUAGGGGCCACCUCGAAGUUCAAUGUUCCUCGCUUAUCUUAGCGCACUCGCCGCGUGCUGACAUGUUUUCUUGCGUAAAUAUAGGCACAUUGGUCCGAACGAAAAUGCUAGUCUUGGUCUUCUACCUGUGCUCUGAUGCCGG
This is a messenger RNA of Trematosphaeria pertusa, 950 nucleotides long. RefSeq names its product PEBP-like protein. NCBI's taxonomy places the organism in Eukaryota, Fungi, Ascomycota, Dothideomycetes, Pleosporales, Trematosphaeriaceae. The record is from RefSeq and is a predicted model, not a curated record. The coding region runs from base 60 to 647 and encodes 195 amino acids. The transcript has a single exon.